AUGACUCCAAGUACACUCAAAAAAUUACAUGAUACAUUCGAUGACUUUGAUGAUGAUCUUGACGGAAACAUCGAGUUAACAAUGUUAGAAAAAGCAAUUCGUGCUUUUGGAUUGAAUCCAACAGAAGAAGAAAUAAUUGCAGUAAACAGGGAUAUAUCAGCAUAUGACCAAGUUAACUUUAAUCAAUAUGCAUAUUUUGUUUAUCAUAUAGCAAGAUAUUCUAAUUGUCGUGAUGAACUUGUUAGCGCAUUCAAAGUUUUUGAUCGCGAUGGUACAGGAAAGAUUAAACAAGCAACUGCAAUUGAAGUUCUGAAGAAUUGCAACCAACCUUUCGAAGAACAGCAGAUCAAGCGUCUAUUUUCACAGCUUGAGGUAGAUAAUGGAUUUAUCGAUUAUAAUAUACUUGUUGAUAUCCUUCUUAAUGAUUAA
Molecule: messenger RNA, 429 nt
Organism: Trichomonas vaginalis G3
Lineage: Eukaryota; Parabasalia; Trichomonadida; Trichomonadidae
Product: calcium-binding protein family
Exons: 1
Coding region: 1-429 (142 amino acids)
Cellular component (GO): myosin II complex
Molecular function (GO): calcium ion binding
Source: RefSeq, a predicted model, not a curated record